Molecule: messenger RNA, 1764 nt
Organism: Hyphopichia burtonii NRRL Y-1933
Lineage: Eukaryota; Fungi; Ascomycota; Pichiomycetes; Serinales; Debaryomycetaceae
Gene: RRN3
Product: rDNA-binding RNA polymerase I transcriptional factor
Exons: 1
Biological process (GO): transcription initiation at RNA polymerase I promoter
Cellular component (GO): nucleus
Molecular function (GO): RNA polymerase I general transcription initiation factor activity; RNA polymerase I core binding
Source: RefSeq, a predicted model, not a curated record
UCAAGUUCAGAAACUAAGAAAAGCAAGAAGGAUAACGAAGUUAGUUCAUUAUUCUCAGAAAAAAUGUAUUCAGCAUAUGUGAAAUCAGCAUUUGAGUCACUAGAAAAGAAUGAUCCCAUCCAAAUUAAUACUUUAACAUCAAAGAUCAAUUUACCUAAAAGUCAUCAUGAAGCAAUACCAUUAUCAAGUUUUAUAACGGUAUUAAAGAUUUUGAUUUCUAAUAUAUCAAGAUUAGAUAAUAGUUAUUGUUCUAGUCUUGUUAGUUCAAUAUUGCAUUAUGAUUGGCUUCUGGCUAAAAGUAGUAGUGAAGAAGAAUAUCUUUUAUUUAUUGAAUUAUAUGCGCAAUUUUUAUCAGUAUUAGUAUCUUCAUUACCAAAAUAUUUAUUUGAAGUUACUAAUAAGAUAAUUGGAGAGUUUAUUGAUUUAAAACUUGAAGGUACAGCUUUACCUCAUCAUAAAGUCUUAGAUAAAUUGAGAAGAUUUAUUCCAACUUGUGUCAAUUCUUUCCCAACUAUUAUUCAUAAAAAUUUUCCUCAUCAUUUAUCAACUAAUUCAACAGAACUUUCACAAUACGUAGGGAAUAUUAUGAAAAUGAUCAGUUAUUGUCCCGAAUUACAAUUUAAUAUUUGGCAAAUGAUUAUAGAAUGCUGUAUUAAAUUAGAUGUUGAACUUCAAAAUGAAUUAGAUGAUUUAGAUGAUGAUGAAAUCGAAGAACUUAUAAAUGGGAAUGACGAUGAAGAAGCUGAAGAAAAUGAAGAAGUUGAAGAAGAUGAAGAUGAUGUUAUCGAAGGAGAAGUUGAAUAUUUAAUGGAUCAAACAACUUCAACUGCAAAUAUUAAAAGUCUUGUAUUUAAAUUAGAUUCAGUUAUCAAUCUUUUACUAACAAACACUAAAAAUUCUUUCACUACUGAAGAACUUAAUAAUGGUAAUGGUGUCACAUUAUUCAAUACCAUAACUUCUUUAUUCAAAUCGCAUAUUUUACCAACCCAUUUUACAAAAUCAAUACAAUUUACUUUAUUUCACAUUUCUCAAUACCAACCAGAAUUAGCAGAUUCUUUCUUGGUUCUACUCAUAGAUAUAGCAUUUAAUCCAAAUGAAAUCUUGGAAAAAAGAUUGAAAGCAAUGCAAUAUUUAUCUUCCUAUAUUGCAAGAGCUAAAAACCUUUCAAGACAUCAAGUUGUUUUCAUCGUUAGCUAUCUUAUUGGAUGGUUAAAUAAAUACGUUAUAGAAAGAGAAGCAGAAGUUUAUGAUCUUGAUAAUAAUAGUGAUAAAUCAACUGGUGGUAUGGAGAGAUUUAAAUUAUUUUACGCUGCAUUUCAAGCAUUAUUAUAUAUCUUUUGUUUUAGAUAUAAAUUAUUAUAUAAAGUUGACGGUUCUGAUGAGCAACAACCAAAAUCUUCAAAUGAUUCGGAAUGGGAAUGUGAUUUAGAUAAAUUUUUCCAAAGAGCCAUCUUAGCAAAAUUUAAUCCUUUAAAAUUUUGUGAUGAAACUGUGGUUUAUAUUUUUGCUAAAAUCGCUACCAAACUAAACGUCUGUUAUUGUUAUUCAAUCAUCGAACAUAAUAAAAGAGAAACAAUGAUACAGAGUAAUUCUUCCAUGCCUCUGUCAAUUGGUAAUUUCAAACUGAAACAGGAGUUUUUGGAUUUAGAAGCUUAUUUCCCAUUUGAUCCUAUCGUUUUACCUAAUUGUAAAAAAAUCGUUAAUGAAAAUUAUGUUGAAUGGUCAGAUGUUAAUCCUAACGAUGAUGAAGAUGACGAAGACGAU